AUGUGCUUGCGUGGGAGAGGUGGAAAUGGGUUCACCCAGUGUCCUAGUCUUUGGCACAGGGACUUGCGCUCUCACUGCCCCACCAGCAAGCACCCAUCCUUGGCUGCAGUCCUCUGCCCACUCUACACCUCUACCCUGUCCAUGUCUAAGCUGUCCACCUGCCAGGCAGAACUCAGUCAGGUUAAGGAGUCACAAAGAGGGCGAGUGAAACCUAAGAGCAUUAAUAGAUCCAUUUCAGUAACUGAGCAGGAAAUGGCCCAUGAGGAAUUCAAUCUUCAAGUUGCUUCUCAGGAGCUUCAAGGGACUGACAAGAACUAUCUCUGCAAAGGGAGGUACAUUGCUGAGAUUCUGGGAAUCAUCUGCCUUGUCUUGAUGUCCACUGUGGUAAAAAUAAACGUUAUUCCCUCUACUGAAGGACCAGAGCAGGACAAAACGUCCCUGGAAACAAAGAUCCAGAAAGCAUGUCUCUGUUGUCAUUGUCUGAAAGAGUGGUUUACGUAUUCCAACAAUUGCUAUUACAUUAGCACUGACAGAAAAUCGUGGAAGGAGAGUUUGACGUCCUGUGCUUCUAAGAAUUCUAACCUGCUCUACUAUGAUGAUGAAGAGGACAAG
Molecule: messenger RNA, 612 nt
Organism: Panthera uncia (snow leopard)
Lineage: Eukaryota; Metazoa; Chordata; Mammalia; Carnivora; Felidae
Product: NKG2-F type II integral membrane protein-like
Exons: 5
Biological process (GO): positive regulation of natural killer cell mediated cytotoxicity; stimulatory C-type lectin receptor signaling pathway
Source: RefSeq, a predicted model, not a curated record